ACGGGGCCUUCCUGGCGCAGGGCUCGCUGCUCAACAUGCGCUCCUUUCUGGGUGUCGGCACGCCCCACGCAGCGCCCCACGGCCCGCACCUGCCCGCGCCGCCCCCACCGCCCCUCGCCGUGGCCUCGGGGAUGCUUCACGGCGACAAGGCCUCGGCCCGUAACAGCCCCGCGCUCCCAGAGAGAGACGUUGUCCCCAGGCCCGACUCGCCGCAGCAGUUAAAGUCGCCCUUCCAGCCGGUGCGCGACAACUCGCUGGCCCCGCAGGAGGGAACGCCGCGGAUCCUAGCAGCCCUCCCGUCCGCCUGAUUCAGGGUCUUUUAGUUUUGCGGGGGGAGGGGGGAGGAGUUCGGGAGGGAGGGGAUGAGGGAGGAAUUAAGACAAAUAUUUCAGACUGGUGUAAAGAACAAACAUGGCAACGACGUCAACGACUCCCAUCCAUCGCUUUCUGCAGAAAGGGGCUCGUCGGGCCGGGCUCGCGCCCGGGCAGCUGGCCGGCCCCGCGGCCGCUGGUCUCUGGUGGCUGUCGCCGCGCUCUGGUUGAUUAUCAGUUCGGUAAAUGCCCCCACGUGCUUGUGUCUUUUUUUUUUUUCCUUUCUGUAUAUAGAGUGAUUUCAGAUUGUAAAUAGCGCGUCAGCGAACUUGUCUAAAUCAUAUAUUUUUGUCUAAUAAACUAAAUGAAACGAUG
This is a messenger RNA of Miniopterus natalensis, 687 nucleotides long. NCBI's taxonomy places the organism in Eukaryota, Metazoa, Chordata, Mammalia, Chiroptera, Miniopteridae. The record is from RefSeq and is a predicted model, not a curated record.